CCUUGUUCAAUCUUGAUGAGCAGAAAGUAUGAGAAGAUCAACCAUCCACCCGUGGAUGAAUUUUGUUACCUAACCGACAACGCAUACACAAAGAAAGAGGUGGCAAAAAUGGAGGCUGACAUACUCGAACAUAUCAAGUUUCAAGUGGGCAGUCCUACAAUUAUGACAUUUUUAGGAAAAGUCACUGUUGUUGCUCUAGAAGAUUACCAAAUUCCCAAUUUGAAGUUGGAGUUCUUGGGUUAUUACCUAGCAGAGUUAAGCUUGUUGGAGAAUGACUGUGUGAUACUCUUGCCUGCUUUGGUGGCUACAUCUAUAGUAUUUCUUUCACGGUUUACAAUCCAACUAAAGUUACAUCCUUGGAGUUCGGCCCUGCAAGAUUUUUCUAGCUACAAACCCGCUGACCUAAAGGAAUGUGUUCUUAUCAUACAUGAUUUGCAAUUAAGUAAAAGGGGAGGCUCUUUGGUUGCAACAAGAAAUAAAUACAACCAGCAUGAGUUCAAAUGCAUCUCAACAUUGUCCUCUCCUCAGGAGAUACCAAAUUCUUUUUUUGAAGAUGUUAAAGAUUCAUAGUGAGGGUUAGGAGAAUUAGUUGAUCUUGCUUGAUUGAUGGGGAGAUGAUUGUCUUGAAGAAUGUUCUUGCAUCGGAAGGUUAGCUAAUUCAGAAAACUCCCAAUGGUUAAUCGUGUUUGAUAAUUGCUGGUCGUUUCGUUGAUUUGGUUGUUUUGAGCUGUUGGUGUGAUCAAUUUUUGCUGGACUUAAAAAAGAGGGCAUGAAUGGCAUUGUUGAGACAGUGGUUACUAAUAUUAGUAAUAGUUGGAUAGGAAGUGUGGGAUUUUGUUAGCAUAUGGUUCAUUGCUUAAUAGUUUAUGAUUAGGUAGUCUCACUACCUCUUUUUUUUUUUUUUCUUUUAUGAUUUUCAAAUUAUUCGUACUAACAAAAUCCUAAACUGGGUGAAUGAGGCAAUUACGGUGGAAAGAUUUCCCUUCUUAC
Camellia sinensis is the source of this 990-nucleotide messenger RNA. The record is from RefSeq and is a predicted model, not a curated record. NCBI's taxonomy places the organism in Eukaryota, Viridiplantae, Streptophyta, Magnoliopsida, Ericales, Theaceae.